AAUAACAUAUUUCUAAAUUUUCAUAGCACUGACUUGGUCAUUGAAGACGAACUGAUCUGUUGGUACUUGCAGGUUGUUAAUGUAAAGAAAAGAAGAACACAAGAGAAGCUGCAAUUAUCAAUGGAGAUUCCGGCAUGGUGGUGGUUCUCCUUCUGGGCUCUUAUCAGCAUCACAUUUUUACAUCUUGGAUUCUAUGCUCUGGACAAAGCAGAUCUCUCUCGCUCAGUUUCCCCGGUCGUUAUGUCUCUCUUCAAGCAUUCUCUAGCCGUUUCCUGCUGCCAUUCAUCCAGCUACGCCCUCAUAUUUCGUCCACAGUCGAAGCUCACAAUCGAAUUACGGUAUCUCUGGGUGCUUUACGGAGGCCUUCCGUUUCUCCUUUUGAGCGAUAAAGAUGGAAUAAUUAUAUGGGGUUGCUUGCUAUGGGCCAUGAUUAAGUUCUCCGCCUGGCCAUUUCGUUUUCCAGAGUUGAGUUUUUUCGCCGACAGGUUUUCCCUGUUUCUGUUAUAUACGUUUUUCCACAGUGAUUUUUUUCCGUGGAUGUGUUUCCCAGUCUCCACCUUCGUUAACUUCUUCCUCGUACCUUUCGGAGGAUACUAUUUGACCCGGGAACAAAAGGCUGGAAUUCGCAUUCACAUGGCCGUCGAAUCAUCGCUGUAUCUAGUCCGUGGCAAUAGCACUAAAUUCUUCCCUGUUUUGGUGCUUCUCAUUUCGCUUUUCACUUCCGCCCUUUGGGCUGCGCUUUUAGGGCUGGACCCUCUCUCCUGUGUUUCCGGGGAUCCGUUGUCGGGGGAUGUACGCUUCCAAAACUUGCUCUCCCUGGCUGGAAAAAGGUUGACGGAUACUUUCCGGGUCUUGAAGGAGAAGAAAACAUGGAAAUUCAUUGAGUUUGCAGUUGGGAUUGUGGGCACCGCUCUUUUCCAGAAUUUCUUCAGACUAACGUCGUUCAGUCAGGUGGAAGCGUUCUUCUACUUGGCGGUUGUGUGGGUGGCAAACCUCGCCCUGCUCGGCGUUUCCUGUGAUUUCGGGGUUUUCAAUUUUCUACUGGGGAACGUGAUCGUGGGUUGUAUGGUGAGUGAGUUGGGGCUUCGUCGGGGCACUACCUGGCUUGCGUGCGGUGCUUCUCUUCUUCUAUUUGGUCUGCGCCUCAAGCUGGAGUCACUGAGAUUUCUGGACAGUGGAGGAGAACAUGCCGGAGUUAGCUUACCAUUUGUGGAUAGAGGAGGGGAACUAGCCAGAGUUAUUUCACCAAUUGUGGACAGAAGAGGAGAUGAAGCCAAAGUUAUUUUAUGGUAAAACUGAAGAAGAAGAAAUUUGCUGGAUUCAGACAUCUAAGAAAUUUGCACAAGAAGAACAAGCGAAGAAAAAUUGAGCACAGGAAGCCAUGGGGAUUUUCUAUCCUCUGUUCUCUAAAAUAUCUGCAAAAACUUGUACGGAGAAGAAGAAAGAAAACGUUAAAAUACUGGCCCAACUUUGAACUAUGUGUAUACUUUAUGAUGUAAAUUGUAUUUAACCCUUAAAAAUAUGAAAGUGCGCAUUGUUGCAAAUAGGAAGCCCGGCCCGUAGCUUCUCAAUUUAUAUGUCUCACAAGAAUUGGUCUCAACAUCCGGUUUCCUUUUAGUUUAAGAAAAAUAGACGACCAAGUGAGGGACAAGAAGUUGCAGUGAUGGAGAUCCCGGUUCUUCUCGUUCUGGUCACUUAUCAGCAUCACAUUCUUGCAUCUCGGAUUCUACGCUCUGGACAAAACAGAUCUCAUCAACUCGGUUCCCUCCGUCGUUAUGUCUCUUUUCAAGCAUUCUCUAGCCAUUUCUUGCUGCCGUUCAUCCAGCUGUGCUCUCAUUUUUCGUUCACUGCCGAGGCUCUCCAUAGAAGGACGCUAUUUCUGGGUGAUAUGGGGAGGUGUUGAGAUUCUCUUAUACAGAACGGAGCUCGGUGAUACUAUUUUAUGGGUACUCUUGCUAAGGCCCGUGAUCACUAAGUUCUUGGCUUGGCUACUUCGUUUUCGUCCGGAGUCCAAGGUGUUUGACCUUGACAGACUUUUCCCGAUCAUGUUUAUCACGGUUUUACGGUGAAUUCUUCCCUUUGGUGUAUUAUUUCCCAGGCUUCACCUUGAUUAACCUCAUCUUCAUCGAUAACCUUGGAAACGAUUUGACGCGGGAACAAAAAGCCGGAAUCGGCGUCCAUAUGGCCGUCGAAUCGUCACUAUUUCUAUUCAGCACUAAACUCUCCCCUAUGUUAGGGCUUGUCGUUUCGUUUUUCACUUCUGCCUUCUGGCAUCGCUUUCCGGGCCGUACACUUUCAUCUGUGUUUCUUGGAAUCCGUAGUCGGGGUCGAAAGCUCUCGGGAACUGCUGGCAAUGGCUGGAAACAAACUGAAGCAGACUUACUCCAACUUGAAGGAGAAGAAUACAGCGAAAUUCAUUGAAUUUGCAGUGGGGGAUGUGGGCACUGUUCAUUUCCAGUAUUUUUUCAGCUAACGACGUUCAGUCAGGUGGCGGCGUUCUUGUACUUGGCGGUGGCGUGGAUGGCCAACCUCGCCUUGCUCGGCGUUUCCUGUGAUCUCGGGGUCUUCAAUUUUCUGCUCUUGAACGUGAUCGUGGGUUGUAUGGAGAGUCAUUUCGGACUCCAGGGUGCAACUUGGCUUGCUUUUGGUGCUUCUCUUGUUCUGUUCGGUUUGCGUCUGAAGAUGGAGUCCCUGACAUUUCUGAACUGAGAAGAACAAACCCAAGUUGUUUUAUGGUAAAGCUGAAGUUUAAUAAUUGCUGGACUCAGAUAUUAAAUUCAAGAAAAUAUUCCAAGCUUAGUAGUUAGUUUAGAUCACCAAUUUGGAACAAAAUUUUUUACUCAAAAUCAAGUUCUCUUAGUAUACGCGACAAAUAUAUUAUAUUUAUUAUAUAAUUAGUUUAAAUUCGAUCAAAACUCA
Molecule: messenger RNA, 2919 nt
Organism: Sesamum indicum (sesame)
Lineage: Eukaryota; Viridiplantae; Streptophyta; Magnoliopsida; Lamiales; Pedaliaceae
Source: RefSeq, a predicted model, not a curated record